Messenger RNA from Balaenoptera musculus (blue whale), 1071 nucleotides. Its product is annotated as nascent polypeptide-associated complex subunit alpha, muscle-specific form-like. The transcript is spliced from 4 exons. Lineage: Eukaryota; Metazoa; Chordata; Mammalia; Artiodactyla; Balaenopteridae. Bases 1 to 1071 code for a protein of 356 amino acids. The record is from RefSeq and is a predicted model, not a curated record.
AUGGGUCUGGACAUGGACAAUGGGUCUGUCCAGCAGGAGGACAGGGUCUCAGGGAGUGAGAGCUCGGGAGCCUCUGAGGAUGAGGCUGAGGUCAACGUGGGCUCGUCCGUGGUGCUCAGCGGUCCCCAGCAUCUGCACGAGUCCAUGUGCGAUGAAGAGUCUGACCGGAGAGGUCAGCUGGCCUGUGGGGAUGACAAUCACACCUGCGGACACUUUCUCACCUCCACCUCCGGGAUUGGGACUGAAAACCAACCCCAGCAGAAACCCUGCAGUGCAGUGUACUGUCUGGGGCAGCUGGUCAACCUCAUCACAGGGUUUGGGGGCACAGGGACCGGGAUGUCGGCUCCGCGCGCCGCUACCCCGCAGCCCGGCGCGCGCCGAUGUCUCCCCCCAGCGGCCGUGCGCGUGUCGCCGCGGGAGCCGGGCGGCUGGCGGGCGGCGGGGGAGCGGCGCGGCGCAGGCAGUCCCGCGGCUCCGCCCCGCGCCCCCCUCCCCGGCCGGCAGGACCGCCCCCCUCCGCGCCGCGCUCGGCUCAGACUGAGCAGCCGCCUUUGCAAUGUCAGCAGCCGCGGCGGCGGCGGCGGCGGUCGGGGCCCCGCGGUAGCGGCCAGCGCAGCACGGCCCGGCGGGCGCGCACGGCGCGAGCCCGCGGCCGCCUCGCUGCCUUCGGGGCGCUGCGGACGGCUCGGCGCGCCCCGAGGCGGCGCUCGGACUCGAAGCCAGCCCGGCUGCGGCCGCUCACAAAGGACCGCGGACACCAGGCUCCGGGGGGCUGCGCGCAGGGACCGGCCGGGGGACGGCCCGCCGCGGCGCGUCCCCUCCACGCUUCCCCUCCCCGGGCGGCUGGAGCCCGAGCCAGAGCGGGCCCCGUCAUAUGACGGCGGCGACCCAGCGGCCGGCGAGCGCGCGUGCUGCCCGCUCGGCUGCGCCACGGCCGCCGGCGCCAGGGGUGGCCCGCGCCGCGCCCCGCUGAGUGGUCGCCGGUCGCCGCCGCCCCGCGCCCCCCGCGCCCCGGCUCUCGGGCUCCGGGGGCAGGAGCCGAGGGGAGCCCCGCGCCGGCGCCGAGCCUAA